Diaporthe citri is the source of this 351-nucleotide messenger RNA. RefSeq lists its product as uncharacterized. The record is from RefSeq and is a predicted model, not a curated record. The transcript has 3 exons. NCBI's taxonomy places the organism in Eukaryota, Fungi, Ascomycota, Sordariomycetes, Diaporthales, Diaporthaceae. Gene Ontology annotation, cellular component: cytosol; mitochondrion. Gene Ontology annotation, molecular function: deaminase activity. Bases 1 to 351 code for a protein of 116 amino acids.
AUGUCCCGUCAACUUAUUUCGAGCGAGAAGUUCCCACCUAAGCCACACAACUGCCCUGCCACCAAAGUGCCUGGUCUUGUCUUCCUCGCUGGUCAAACAGCCACGGGUGAGAUCAAGCAAGCAACAAGGACCGUCCUGCAAAAUCUCAAGGAGGUCUUGGAGCUCUCAGGAUCGUCUCUUGAGCAGGUGGUCAAGUAUAAUGUCUACCUUGCAGACAUGAAGGAUUUCGCAGCCAUGAACGAGGUUUACAUUGAAUUCCUCCCCAAGCCCAUGCCAUCGCGGUCGUGCCUCCAGGCACUUCCUCCAGGAGACGGCACGGUCAUUGAGAUCGAGUGCAUUGCACAGGCUUAA